This is a messenger RNA of Centrocercus urophasianus (Greater sage-grouse), 409 nucleotides long. RefSeq names its product cell division cycle 26 (gene CDC26). The record is from RefSeq and is a predicted model, not a curated record. The transcript is spliced from 2 exons. The coding region runs from base 44 to 298 and encodes 84 amino acids. Gene Ontology annotation, biological process: anaphase-promoting complex-dependent catabolic process; protein K11-linked ubiquitination; regulation of mitotic cell cycle. Lineage: Eukaryota; Metazoa; Chordata; Aves; Galliformes; Phasianidae. Gene Ontology annotation, cellular component: anaphase-promoting complex.
GCACCGCGCGGGGCAGGCCGGGAGAUCGACGGCGGCGGGAGUGAUGCUGCGGCGGAAGCCGACGCGGCUGGAGCUGAAGUUGGAUGACAUCGAGGAGUUCGAAGGCGUCCGGAAGGACCUGGAGAGCCGCAAGAAGCAGCGGGAGGAGGCGGAGGUGGCGACCGGCGAGGAGGCGGCGGGCAUCGCGCUAGGCAGCGAGCACAAGAGCCGGGAGCAGAUCAUCAACGACCGUAUCGGCUACAAGCCCCAGCCCAAGGCCGGCGUCCGCGCCGCGCAUUUCGGUACCUUCGAGUUCUGACGGGGCCGCGGCGCUGUGCCGCCCCGGGCGGUCCGCCCUCCCCCGUCCUCCUUACCACCUGUGAGAGCCCUGGGGCGGCUGUGCUGUUUUAAAUAAAUGCGUUCUUUUUUA